AUGUCUCGACAUCGAUUCGUCAGAAAUUUGGACCUGGAUGCCGAGAUGGCUUCCGACGAUGAAGAGGAUGUUGGAAUGACUGAGGAGCAACAAGCUCAGAUGGCACUUUCCUUAUCAGUCGCCAAACCUCUCCUUGCCGACAUGAAGCCCCCACUUACGGACGACGCCAUCAUGGAGAGCUUGUGGUACUAUUACUUUGACGUGGACAAGACGGUGAAUUAUCUCAAGGCGCAGAGGGCAAAGGGUAUCGAGAGCCCUCGUCGUCCCGCAGGCAAGCGACCACCACAAUCUAGUCCAUCAAGUGCACCCGAACCGGGUCCUCCUUUGACCGCCCUACAAAAGCUGGCCUUAUCGAGGAAGCAAGCUGCGGCAGGAAACACGGUCGAGCAGGUCGGCCAAGCUCCAAUGCAAGCGAAGCGUGCAGGAGAAGAGAUACCGUCUGCUGGCAAACCAAUGAGCAAACUGGCUCAACUCGCUGCUGCUCGGCGCGCUGCGGCUGCGGGAUCAUCAGCGAAUCACCCAGCGUCUCCGAUAGCUCAGACGAAAGUCGAAGAGGUCACGAAAUCAACCCCAUCAAUGCUCGAGCCGGAGACCGCAAAACCGCUCUCCAAACUGGCACAACGGGUCGCAGCUGCAAAAGCAGCCAAAGCAGAGGCUGAUGCCAAAGCUGCAGCUGGACCCAUGGAAAACCCGCCGCAAGGCGAGGUGCCCUCCUCCGACAGCGUCUCCAAAAGCCAGGAUGGCGCUGGCAUGCAAGUCGACGAACCGGAGGAGCAGCCAUCCCCCCUGUUCUCCUUUCCCCACGCUCUCAAGGACAAUCUCCCUCGGACGUCGUCGUAUGCUCCUGGUUCGAAUGCUACUGGGAACAAGACCGUCACCGAAACUUCGACAGGAAACACAGGCCCAUCCGUGUUCUUUUCGUUAUUGACGGCCAAGCCAAAAGACCCACUGGUGGCGCCAGAUACCGCUCGCAUCGACGAAGAAUUUCCCCCACCGAGCUGGAGCCAUAACGACAUUAACGACGAAUUGACUGUAUUGACGAUUUUCCUUUGCAUUCCUUAUUUCUUGGGCAUCUUAAAAUGUAACUCAGCAAAAUCCAAAGUAUCAAAACCAGCGGCUGCCACACCCGCCGCAUCACCGAAACCUAAGACCAAGAUUGCGCCUAGCAACAAGGCUGGAACCUCGACGCCCAAGACAGGAGUCAACAAGCCUCUGAAUUCCAGCGGGUUAUCGACCGACCUUGCGGCUCUGGGGAUUGGCGACGAUAGCGCGCCCGUCAGCCGAGAUGACACGCCAGUGCCGGCGAUGAGUAUGAAGAGGGUCGAGUUGAUCGAGAAGAUUCAGAAGGAAGAGGCUGAGGGGAAGAAGGGUGUCAGCUUGGUCGUCGUCGGCCAUGUCGAUGCCGGAAAAUCCACUUUGAUGGGACGACUGCUCUAUGACCUUGGGCGCUUGUCGGAGAAGGAAAAGACUGCAAACGAGAGGGGUAGUCAGCGGGUCGGCAAAUCGAGUUUCGCAUAUGCUUGGGGUCUGGACGCUUUAGGCGAUGAGAGAGAUCGCGGAGUCACAAUAGACAUCGCCACGACCCACUUCGAGACCUCGAACCGGUCCUUUACCCUUCUCGACGCACCGGGGCAUCAAGACUUCAUUCCCAACAUGAUUUCCGGUACGAGUCAAGCCGACAUGGCUUUGCUUGUUGUCGACGCUGCGCCUGGCGAAUUUGAGGCUGGAUUCGAUCGAGGCGGUCAAACCCGAGAACACGCCUUGCUGGUCCGUAGUCUUGGUGUGCGCGAGUUGAUCGUUGGAGUGAAUAAGAUGGAUGCAGUGGACUGGUCGCAAGACCGCUUCGAGGAGAUCCAAGAAGCACUCAAGCCAUUUUUGCAAUCGGCUGGAUUCCUGCUCAACAGGCUUACUUUUGUCCCAGUCGCUGCUAUGGAGGGCAUCAACCUCGCCCAGAAAGAGAAAUGUCCCGAACUCGAUGCAUGGUAUUCUGGACCGACUCUUGUCGACAUCCUUGACAAGGUCGAGGUGCCCACUCGAUCACUUGAGGCACCUCUGCGCUUCCCCAUCUCAAACGUCUUCAAGGGACAGACUGCUGUCGCCUCGGGUGUCGGUGUCACCGGCCGUCUGUCUAGUGGUGUGGUGCAGGUCGGAGAACGUCUACGGGUUGUGCCUGGUGAUGAGACAGGGGUCGUGCGAACAAUCGAUCGCGACGACGAGAGCGUUCCCUAUGCCUCGGCAGGCCAGAACGUGACCCUAUACCUGGCACAAAUUGACCCGAUCCACCUCAACAUCGGCUCAGUCCUGUGUCCGCUGGCGAUCCCCGAACUCGUACCGCUGGCCACAUCGUUCUCGGCCCAAAUCUUGGUCUUUGACAUUUCGCAACCGAUCAUCACCGGUACUCCUGUCGAGCUGUUCCAUCACUCGAACAAUGUACCGGCGACGAUUACGAAACUGCUCAGCGUGAUGGACAAGGGUUCUGCCGUCAAGAAGAAUCCCAGAGUGCUGCAAAAGGGGGUCCAAGCGCAAGUCGAAGUCACUCUACGGACGCCAGCACAGGCGACGGUCUUGAGGGCACCCGCCAUCCCGCUCGAACCUGCGUCAGUGAACAAGGAGAUGGGCAGGGUAUUGCUUCGUCGUGGCGGCGAGACGGUCGCUGCCGGCGUAGUCCUCGAGAUUCUCUCUUGA
Messenger RNA from Filobasidium floriforme, 2685 nucleotides. RefSeq lists its product as uncharacterized. Gene Ontology annotation, molecular function: GTP binding; GTPase activity. The record is from RefSeq and is a predicted model, not a curated record. The transcript has 12 exons. The coding region runs from base 1 to 2685 and encodes 894 amino acids. Gene Ontology annotation, biological process: translation. NCBI's taxonomy places the organism in Eukaryota, Fungi, Basidiomycota, Tremellomycetes, Filobasidiales, Filobasidiaceae.